This is a messenger RNA of Aphanomyces astaci, 2303 nucleotides long. RefSeq lists its product as hypothetical. The record is from RefSeq and is a predicted model, not a curated record. Gene Ontology annotation, molecular function: dynein light intermediate chain binding; microtubule binding. Gene Ontology annotation, biological process: cytoskeleton-dependent intracellular transport; cytoplasmic microtubule organization. Gene Ontology annotation, cellular component: cytoplasm; centrosome. Bases 26 to 2167 code for a protein of 713 amino acids. NCBI's taxonomy places the organism in Eukaryota, Oomycota, Saprolegniomycetes, Saprolegniales, Verrucalvaceae. The transcript has 5 exons.
GUCCAAGUCAGCAACAACGAACAAGAUGGACGGGGAUGCGUUCCAUAUGGACGUCGAGAAGCGGCAAUCGCUCCUCGAAUGGCUGCAGACAUUCACCACCGACGAUCCCAUUGGAACAGGCCUUCCGUCGGUGACCUCAUGGCAGACUGUGGCUGACGGGGUCUUCCUCGCGCGCGUUCUCCACCAAAUUGAGCCCGAGUACCUCAACCUGUCGGGUAUCAAAGACGAAGGCGGGGUGGCCUCGAAUUGGAUCUUAAAACUGGCCAACUUCAACGCGAUCGCACGAAGCAUUGAGAAUUUCUACCACGACGAGAUCGCCGUGCGAUGCGAAGUGGCCACGCACGUCGAUCUGAACCGCAUUGCCCGUGCCGAGGUCCUGGACACCGCCGUGGAAGUCGAGUUGAGCAAGUUGGCCGCCAUGGUGUUGUACUGCGCCGUGAACUGCGCCGAACGGCAGACAUUUGUCGUUCGCAUCAUGGCGCUGGAACAACGUGUCCAGCAAAGCGUCAUGGCGAUGCUGGAGCAACUGACUACCGUGUUUCCUCCGUUGUCACCCGUCCAUGGUCUUGCCUCGCCCGCGCUCCGCGGGUCGUCCAUUGGGCUACUGGAUUCAACGCCCAUCCGCGGGUUCAGCGGCGACGAGUCUGGCGACGUGCGAGAUCUAAAGGAGCGCCUCAGUGCCAUGGAGAAGAAGUGGCAGGAUGCCGAGCAGGACAAGCGCGCCAUCACGGAGGAGUACGAGAAGGUCGCGCUAGAAGUGCGGAACGCGCGGCUUCGAAUCGCUAGCCUCGAAGAAGACAACUCCCGUCUGAACGGGGAGCGGCAGCAGGCGGUGGCGCGGGACAACAAGAAGCUGGAGGAGCUCGUGAACGCCGAGAAGCACGUGCUGAGCGUCGAGUUGCAGGCCAAGACGGACGAGCUCCACCAAAUCAAGCACGAGUCCGCCGAGAGGAUGACGGUGUUGGAGCACGAAGUGCGCCGUCAAGCGGAUGAAUUAGAUAUUUCCCGAUCGAAACUCGUGGCGCUGGCGAAAUUAGAGUCGACGGUGACCAAAUACAAGCAAAAACUGGAUGAGAUGAACACCGUCAAGGAGCACGUGCGGGAGGUGGAGGCGCAGAACGCGUCGUACUUGGAGAAGAUGCUAGACUUGGAGAGCACAGUCAAGACCAUGGCCAGCCUCAAGGCAUCGAUCGAAAAGUACAAGAACCAAGUGGUCGAGUUGGAAACGGCCAACGUCGAGGCCCUAUCGACGCUGCAGGUGAAGGACCAAAAGUGUCGGCAGCUGCAAGACGAGCUCGAGAGCGCGCUCCACGGUAAGGAGUUUCUAGAGCACCAGCUCGAGGAAAUGCAAUCGCAUGUGCCGGCAAACGACGGAGGCCGGGACGACAUGUACACGAGCGCCGCCGACGUGCUCGGGGGCGGCCUCAACCUCCGCGAGCAGGUGGCCCGCCUACAGCACGACAACCGGCGGCUGCAGCAGCUUGUGGACGGCUUGCCUGAGACGUCAUCGUCUGCGACAUCGCCCGCAGUGUCUGGUGACGUGUUGGCGCUGCAAAACGAACGGGACGACGCACUCCGCAUGAAGCAAGUGUGGCAGGACAAGGCCGUGGAGACCAAGCGGCAGUUCGAUGCGCUGGUCGAAGCGACCAAAGGGAUGGGUCCAGGCGUGUCGUCGGCGCAACUGGCGCAGCUCGAAUCGACCAAUACCCGCUUGGCCACGCAAUUGCAAGCGCACGAAGAACAAGCGCGGAAAAUGGCGGCCAACGUUGAAGAAACGGACUCGUUCCGCGCGACGAUCGCCGAGCUGACCAACCGGCUCAAGGACAAGGAGUCGGUGAUCAACAACCUGUCCCAGGAUAAGGAGAAGCUCGAGACGUACACCAAGAAGACGCUGCAUGCCGUCCAGAGCAAGUACAUGCUGGCCGUGAGCGUCCACCGCAACCAGAUUUCAGAACGACAAGCCAAGGUCGAAAUGCUCGAAAAUAAACUCAAGGAGCUCAAAGCUGGCCAAAAGAGAGAACAGGCGCUGCUCAUGUCGUCGUUUUACGAGAUUGGCGGGGAAAUGCAGAGACGGACGAUGAUGCCGCAGACGCCGGCGGCCGGUGCCCCGCCCCUGGCUGCGUGGCUGCCGACGAAACGGAUGGACCGCGGCGGUCCCAAGCGCUAGCAGAGCUGCUUUCAAAAGGGGGUGAAGAAGAAGGAAGGGAGUACACGUUGUAGCCAAACGUAGUGCUGUAGCAGUAGGUAGUUAUUGCAUGGGAACACUAGUGAAUACACACAACAAUGCAUUUGGUUAUCUAAGG